Messenger RNA from Phodopus roborovskii (desert hamster), 2854 nucleotides. It is a transcript of the gene Cd164, whose product is annotated as CD164 molecule. The transcript is spliced from 6 exons. Bases 104 to 691 code for a protein of 195 amino acids. Gene Ontology annotation, cellular component: endosome; lysosome. NCBI's taxonomy places the organism in Eukaryota, Metazoa, Chordata, Mammalia, Rodentia, Cricetidae. The record is from RefSeq and is a predicted model, not a curated record.
CCGCGGGGGGCGGGCUCGUCGGGGGCGGCGCCGCAGGACACGCACGGCCGGCGCGAGCCUGGUUCGCCGCAGCUUCCUCCUGCUCGCCGCGGCUGAGGACGCGAUGUCGCCCGUCUCCCGCAGGCUGCUCUGGGCCGCCACCUGCCUGGCCGCGCUCUGCGUGGCGGCGGCGCAGCAGCACAGCAGCACCGCCGCUCCCAACGUGACCGAGUCCACGAACGUGACCAGCGAGCCGACCCCGACGACGCUCACGCCCACCACGCAGCCAGAAACCUGUGAGAGCCGCAACAGCUGUAUUUCCUGUGUUAAUGCCACAGUUAACAAUACUGCCUGUCUUUGGGUCGAAUGCAAAGAAGGUAAUGAGGCGUAUUGUUCAAGUGUGCCCCGGAGUAAUUGUACCAUGCUGAACAAGACUGAGUCCUGUUCUGUGCCUACUACCACCGCAGUGCCGACCAGCUCUACAGAUAAACCCACAACUCGGCCUUUCCCUCCUACGCCUACUCCCCCAGUUGUUACGUCAGCAGGUACAGCCAAUACCACCCUGACCCCAACCUCACAACCUGAGCGGAAGUCAACCUUCGAUGCAGCCAGCUUCAUUGGAGGAAUUGUCCUUGUCUUGGGCGUUCAGGCUGUUAUUUUCUUUCUCUAUAAAUUCUGCAAAUCAAAAGAGCGAAACUACCACACUCUGUAGACAGACCCGUUAAAUGAAUGCAAACUGGCAGUUAACGUGUAACUCACUGAAACCAAAAUAUCUUUCAUGAAAUCCCACAUGGAAGUCACUGUUCCAGGACCUUUACAUUUCCAAAGGAUGCGUACAGGAUACUGUGGAGCAUCACCCUUGAAGAGAAGCCUGUUAAACCAUUUUGCUCAACAGGAAUAUUUAAAAUAUUCUGCAUGAAUCCAUGUGGCUGUCAUCUUUUGUUUAAAAUGGCUGCUGCUGUGAGAUUUUUUUUUUUUUUCUUUGACAUGCCAAAUGUAACUUUCUGUAAGUUGUGGGAAGUGGUAUCCUGUGUAGGCAACCUCUGACUGGCAAUUUAAAUAUGGCCACUUAAAAGCCUAAGGUCUGUUCGCUUCAUCCUAACUCCAGGCGUGACUUAGUGGCCGGAGUGGAGAAGAGUACCGAAUGGGCACCAGUCAGGUAGACUGAGGGCUUGACUUCAAAAGUAGACUAAACGCACCCGGUACCAAACUACCCUUAGAGGCUUGUGCUUGAUGAGUCGUAUUUUAUACAUUAGAAAUAAGAUGCCAUGCAGGGAAUCACAUUCCAGAUUUAGAGGAAGGGAAGGAUGCAAACCAUUACUGUGGAACAGGUUUUGUCGAUACUCAUACCGUGUUAGGAAAACAGAACCGUGCCUUAAGACAGACCGAGAACGACGGCAGGACAAAGAUGCGUUCACGCUUGGGGGCUCAGGCUUGGUCUGGGAAUGUAACUGUUGAUGGAAACAGUAGUGAACCUUCUUGUAGGUAACACACUGUUAAUAUGUAAUUUAAACAUUGGUUUCUCCAGAGCUGAGAAAUAGAAGCUAAAGAACCCUUCUGAGCUGGAAGGCUUCCUGUAUCAAACCAUCUAACAUUUUUCAUAGGGCUGUUUAAUAGACAUAAAAUUGAUUUGAUUAUCUUUCCCUCUGUACAGAGUAUCCAAAUAUUACUGUACCUUAAGGAUUCCUCCCAGGUUUCCCUGAAAAGUAGCUUUUACAUGAGGCAAGAAGGAAGGAGUUUUCGGAUUGUUUUCUAGUUCUUAAAAUGAGACAAUCACUUUGUUUUCUAACAGAUGUGGCCAGGGUGACUUAAAACCUGAGGUUUGAGAGGCGAUGGCGGUAGCUCUCUGAUGAUGAUGCCCUGGCUGAUGGCUGUUCUUGCUCUCUGCUCUUUACUCCUUUUCUUCCUUCUCGGUUUCAGUUCCCACGUGCUGUAAUCAUGCAUACUUUCGUUUCUGUAGCUUUAGGUAAAGCAUACUUCUUCUCCCUUACCUCUCACACAUGGACUAGUCCAAGAGGCUCUAAUUGGAAAAGGCCUUCUGGCUUCCUGUGUCAUUUAAGUUUUUAUGUUCUUUUUUAGAGUAGCAAAGUUUAGCGCCUGGUUUCCAGUGUUUUAUAGUAGGGAAUGACAGAUGGCUUUGGUUUGUUUCGCAAAGUGAAACACUCUGUGCUCUGAAAAUGAGGUCUCUGUUUCUUUGCCGCUUGCUGGUACAGCUAAAGUUUGUUUUACUUGCAUAUUUGUACAUACACCUAAUGUUUUCAAGUGCCUUACCUGUUUAAGAUCUCUGGCUUCAAAGGUUUUUUGGGAAAGAUAGGUUUACCUCACAGUUUUAUUUCCAUUAUAAUAUUCUAGGUACCUCACAAAAUUUAUUACAGUGCGUGGCUGUUAGGUUUAAGUAAGUGCUAAAGUUCUUUUGAAAAUACACAGAAUUUCCAUUCCUUACAAGGUGGCAAAAUUGGUGUAAUUGUCAUUGACCUCGAUGUGACCUCCUUGCCCUAUAUAAAUGUCAGCACAUGUAGCAAGUUGUGUGAGAAUGUAACUUUAUUUGAAGCUCCUGUGGUUUUGAGCAUUGCUGUAACAUUGUAGGAAAUUAGUGACAUUUUGCAAGUCUCUCCAUAAGCUCUGCUACAGAAUUCACAGCUGUCCUCACUCUCCCCGUCUUUGUUUAGCAAGGUAGUAUUCUGAGCCAUUAAUAAUUUGGGUUGUUUUUUUAUUUAGAAGGUAUAUAGAAACAUUUUCAGAGUUCUCAUCUGAUUUGUCCUGAAGAUCUGGUUCUAGCACAUACUUUAUUUUACCUUUCCUGUACUUGCUGCACAAGCAGGCACUGCUGCACUUAGAAAUUUCUAUUUGAGCUCAAUAAAAACUACAAAACUAA